Messenger RNA from Coccinella septempunctata (seven-spotted ladybird), 1725 nucleotides. RefSeq lists its product as uncharacterized. The record is from RefSeq and is a predicted model, not a curated record. NCBI's taxonomy places the organism in Eukaryota, Metazoa, Arthropoda, Insecta, Coleoptera, Coccinellidae. The coding region runs from base 86 to 1630 and encodes 514 amino acids. The transcript has 4 exons.
UUCGAAGGCAGACACCGUGUCAUCAUGAUAUAAAAGCCCAAGCAGCUACUCUACCAUCAACAGUCGUUAAUUCACCUUCACAAAGAUGAAACUACAAGGUCUCGCGGUACUGCUACUGGCAGGUCUGGUUUUGGCAGAGAAGAAGGAAGAAUCUAAAACCGUCGAAGCUUCAGACAAGAAACAGAACAAAAGAGGUCUCUUCGACUUGGGUUACGGUGGUGGACAUGGAUUUGAUCUUGGUGGAAGUCAUGGUAUUGAAUUAGGAGGUCAUGGCUUGGACUUCGGCAGCAGCUAUGGAGGUGGUUAUGGAGGUGGCUAUGGAGGCGGCUAUGGAGAAUCCAAACAUAUUACCAUCACCAAGGAAAUACCAUACCCUGUUCCUCAUCCAGUACCUUACCCAGUGGAGAAAAAAGUACAUGUACCAUACCCCGUCAAAGUCCAUGUUCCAGUAGAUCGUCCAUACCCAGUACAUGUCCCAAAACCAUACCCAGUCCCAGUUGAGAAACCAGUCCCAUACCCAGUAGAGAAACCAGUACCUUACCCAGUUAAAGUACCAGUCAAGGUCCCAGUCAACGUACCAUACCCUGUAGCUGUGCCAAAGCCAUACCCAGUACCAGUACACAAACCAUACCCAGUGCCCGUUAAAGUUCCUUACAUCGUCGAGAAGAAAGUACCAGUCCUGAUCCAUGGUCAUGGAGGGUACGAUAGUAUCGACUCAGGUAGUUACGGACAUGGUGGUUUCGACUUUGGUAGUUAUCAUCAUCACGAUAAUUAUCAUAAACAUUCAGAAAAAUGCCAGAGAGGAAGGGAUCAGAGUAAAGCUUCUGGUAUAUUUUCUCCUGGUAUAAAAGACUCAGGAUGGCAAUUCAACAUCCACAGUCGCUAUCACCAGUUCUCAGUUAUGAAGCUACAAAUAUUAACAGUACUGCUAUUGGCGGGUUUGGUUUGGUCAGAGAAAAGCGAAGAUGAGAAAUCCAUAAAAUCGACUGAAAAGAAGCAUAGCAAAAGAGGGCUUAUCGAUUUAGGUGAAAGUUAUGGCCAUGAGUACGGUGGAGGAUAUGGACAUGGGUUCGAUUUUGGUGAUCACGGUUUGGACUUCGUUGAUUAUGAUCACAAAUUAGGGGGCCACAGUUUGGACUAUGGAAAUAGUUAUGGGGGUGGAUAUGAUCAUUACGGUGGUAGUUAUGGGGGUGGAUAUGAUCACCACGAGCAUGUGACAACCAUCACCAAAAAAGUACCUUAUCCAGUACCCCAUCCUGUGCCUUACACAGUCGUAAAGAAAAUUCCUGUACCAUACACAGUAAAAAUACCUUACCCAGUACAUCGUCCCUACCCAGUGCAUGUACCAAAACCAUAUCCAGUCACGGUGCAUAAGCCAGUACCUUACCCAGUAGAAAAACCAGUACCAUAUCCAGUUAAAGUACCAAUCAAGUAUCCAGUCAAAGUACCUUACCCAGUGUCUGUACCAAAGCCAUAUCCCGUUUCAGUACCUAAGCCAUACCCAGUACAUGUGAAAGUUCCAAUUGUAGUCGAGAAAAAAGUACCAGUCUAUGUUCAUGGACAUGGACAUGGAGGGUAUGAAGAAGGAGGCUACGGACAUGAUUACAGCUACAGUAGUUAUCAUCACUAAAAAACGACUGUUAAAAUUCGAAUCAAUUCUUGUUACAUGUUUUGUUAUGUUUUUCACAUGAAUGUGUUUUGUUUGUAAUAUAUAAUUUUAGUUAA